AUGAAGCGUUUGAUAAUAAAAGAAGAAAUAGAUGAAUCAAAAAAUGUUUUUACGUUUAAUACAGAUGAAGAUUUAACAAUAACAUGGUUCGAUGAUAAAAUUGAUGACGAGAUAAAAACUAUGUUAGAACAAUCACAUGAUCAUGUACAAAUUUGUCAUUCAUUUGAUGAAAUAAUUUUAACUAUAGAUAAUAUUAGAAAUGAAAAAAUUAUUUUAAUUGUUGCCGGUCGAUAUUCUCGUGAAACAUUAUUUCGAAUUCAUGAUAACGAUAGAAUUGAUACAAUUUAUAUAUUUUGUUUAAAUAUGUCCUUAUAUCAAGAUCUAAUUGAUGAAAAAAAAUAUUCUAAACUCGUUGUUAUUUAUAUAGAAUAUACAACUUUAUUUAAUAUUUUAAUACAACAAAUUCAUUUAAUAUUAAAACAUUUAUCAAUAUUCAAUUUAUUUAAUCAUACUGAUAAACCAAUACUAGAUUUAGAAUAUGAAUCUAAAAUUGAUAUAUUUGAACAAACAUAUGUAUCAUCUGAUGCUAUACGUUGGUAUACAAAAGAUUCUUUUUUAUAUUGUUUUGUUAAUAAAGCUUUAAGAACUGAAGAUAUUGAAGCAUUAUUUCGUUUAAGAUAUUUUAUUAAAGAUAUUUGUAAAAAUUUAAUAUUAUUAUUUGAUAAAAAUUUUGAAAUAUAUCAAGAUUCACUUGAAGCAAUAAUAGUUUAUCGUGGUUUAACAUUACCAAUUAACAUUAUUGAUCAAUUGAAACAAUCUGUUGGUAAAUAUGUUUCAACAAAUGGAUUUUUAUCUACUACUUUUAAACGAGAUGUUGCAGAAAUGUUUGGUGCAAAUGUUAUUUUCGAAAUAAAAAUUGAAACUGAUUUAAAAAAUAUUAUUUAUGGUUACAUAGCAAAUAUGAGUUAUAAUCCUUCAGAAGAUGAAGUUUUAUUUGAUCUUGAUGCUAUAUUUCAAAUAAUAGAUAUUCAAUAUAAAGAUAAUAAAUAUAUUAUAUCAAUGAUUGCAAUUGAGUAUUUUGAAGAAUUAUAUAAAAAUAAUCUUUCUAAUAAUAAUGAUAAUGUAUUAAAGGAAUAUGAAACAUAUAUACUUACUGGAAAUUUAGCUGAUGCUUAUGCUCAAAAUGAUCAAUAUGAUUUAGGAUUAAAAUAUGCACUUAUUUCUUAUCAAAUACAUAAAAAUUUUCAUAAUAAUUAUUCAGUAUCAAUAGUAGUUAGUUUAUUAAGAAUAAGUUUAAUUUAUUUAAUUAAUGAAGAAAUUCAAUUAGCUUUUGAUUAUAUUCAACAAGCAUUUCAAAGUCUACCAAUGAAUGUUAAUUCUCAAUUACUUGCUCCAAUGUAUUUAUGUCUUAGUAGAUGUUAUUUAAAACAAGAAACUUAUUCUGAAGCUUCAAAAUAUUGUCAAAAAUCAUUAGAAAAAUUUAACUGA
Molecule: messenger RNA, 1428 nt
Organism: Rotaria sp. Silwood1
Lineage: Eukaryota; Metazoa; Rotifera; Eurotatoria; Philodinida; Philodinidae
Source: the annotation of a GenBank genome assembly